AGCGAGUCGCGGCCUGUUGCCUCCCGAGCACCGACGCCGAAACGGCUGGCGCAAUUCGCACGGGCAGCUUCGCAUCCUCCGGUUCCUCGCUUCCUCUUCCUCUCCAGCCUCCGCCUGACCGCCACUUGCCCGAAGUUCCCAAACCCUAGCUUGUUCCAGCGCUGCCUUCCGCCGGUCCGCCCAUCUGCCGCGGACUGCCGUGGAUCCCGCGCCGCCGGCUCGCUUUCACGUCCCGGCUCCCGCCACCCCACAGGUGCGCUUCUGAUUCCGGUGUUCCAAGCUCUCGCGUGAGGUGCCGGAUCAAAGCAAUCGGCCACCAUGCAGGCUAGCGAUAGGUUCAACAUAAACUCUCAGCUUGAGCAUCUUCAAGCCAAAUAUGUCGGUACAGGGCAUGCUGACUUGACCAGAUUUGAAUGGGCUGUGAACAUCCAGAGGGACAGCUAUGCCUCUUAUAUUGGGCACUAUCCAAUGUUGGCGUACUUUGCCAUUGCUGAGAAUGAAUCGAUUGGAAGAGAACGUUACAAUUUCAUGCAGAAAAUGCUGCUUCCUUGUGGUCUCCCUCCUGAGAGAGACGAAGACUGAGGGGAGGAGCUGGUGCAUAAUUUCAGUCUUUACCAAGAGAGCAACCUAUGUUUAGCCCCAGCAUGAUUUGGAAGGAGACUAGAUUAGCCACCGUGGUACUAUAUGCAACUCAUUUUAAAGUGUACUCUUAUCACAUAUGCUUGACUUGUCUUCUAUCAAUCUAUUAUGAUGCACAAAUAUUUCGAACUUGUAUGAAGUGUUUAAGAAAAUGUUGCUGGCCUGUGGUAUAUUUGUGGCGUGUUCAACCAGCGUGGAAGCAAAUGUACUGGCCAGAUUGAA
This is a messenger RNA of Panicum virgatum (switchgrass), 861 nucleotides long. RefSeq lists its product as uncharacterized. Gene Ontology annotation, cellular component: U2 snRNP; precatalytic spliceosome. Lineage: Eukaryota; Viridiplantae; Streptophyta; Magnoliopsida; Poales; Poaceae. Gene Ontology annotation, biological process: mRNA splicing, via spliceosome. The transcript has 5 exons. The record is from RefSeq and is a predicted model, not a curated record. Bases 319 to 582 code for a protein of 87 amino acids.